UUGCCAUUUCCGUUUAUCUGCACCAUUUUGGUCUGAGAUCAUGAAACGGUUGCUGUUUCUGGAUAUAAUACUUUAUGGCAUCUUGUUCAGCAAAACCUGGGCCUGGAGUGUUAAUAUGCCUUCAGACAUGCAUGGCCUAUACAAAUCCUGCCUUGUUAUACCAUGUACAUUCAACUAUUAUUAUUAUCCUCCUAACAACCCAUAUCGGAUAGUGUGGUAUCAGUAUGUUAACCGUGGAUAUCCUCUAGUGUUUGAUGCUUGGCACCCUACUUCAGUGAUUGAUAAGUACAGAGGAAAAACCAGAUUAUAUUCGGGGCAACAUGGGGACUGCAGUCUAGUGAUUCAGCACCUUAGUCCUUCCCAUCAUGGAGACAGAAUAUAUACUUGGGUAGACCCUGAACAUAUUGGAUGGAGAACCUUCAAAUUCUAUGAUGUUAGUACUUUAAUCCAUAUUGAUUCAAGUCCACAAGACCCCAUUGUUACCAUUUCUGGAGGUCAGAAAAUUGGGGACAGAAUUACAGUUCAGUGCAGAACGUAUCACACGUGUCCUUACAGACGACCCUCUAUGAGUCUGAGUGGAAUAGAAAAAAAAUCCAGAACAGACGAAUUGAAAGAUGAAGACUAUGGUGAUGGCGAUUGGAAAAUCACACUGACACGUGUAGGGGUUGUUUUGGCUGAAAGAAACAACAUUCAAUGUUCUGUUACACACAGUGGGGGUUUGUCUGCAGUCACCACAACAACACAUAAUGCCCAGUGUUCCACUGAUCGUGUCUGGAUUACUCCUGAUUCAAACACAGAGUUUCUGGAGGGUGUGGAACAAGAAAUUACUUGCUAUGUUACCUACAUGUGCUCCAGUGAUCGACCUAACAUUGUUUGGAAUGAUGGACAGUUAAAAGGAAUCAGUAGUUAUAGAACAAUCCAGGACUCAAAAUCUGAAGCUAAAUCUACAUUAAAGUUCACAGCAAAGGGUGAUGAUAAUGGCAAGACCAUUACCUGCCAAAGUACAUUAAAAGGGAAUCAGCAAAGAAUGUCAAUUACUUUAAGAGUUAAGAGGUCAAUGGGCUCACUUGACUGGAGUUUCACAAUGCCCAGUGCAAUCACUGGCAUCCGAGGUUCCUGUGUGGUCAUUCCCUGCAAUUAUAUAUUCAAAAACUCCCAGCAUAGUGGCACAGACGUAAGAUGGUAUAAAUUCUCCACUUCUGGAUACCCUCUGGUGUAUGACAAAUCAUUAAGCAAAAUCGAUGAUAAGUUCAAAGGUCGGACAAGAUUGUAUGACACCUCAAAUGAUAAGAGCUGCAGCUUAAAGAUCCAUCCACUCGAGCUGCAACAUAAUCAGGAAAGACUGUUUCCCUGGAUGGACCAAACUCCUACUGAAAGCUACCACCGACAAAAUUUUAAGGAUGUAACUAUUGCCCUUGAGGUGACAGAUUUUGUUGCGAAACCAGAAGCAGAAAUUCUUGGCACAGCUAAAGUUGGCGAGCCAGUAACCUUGUCCUGCAGUGUGUUACACACCUGUCCUGAAAGCCCUCCAACACUGAAACUGAGUAUUUCACAUGAGACAACAAGUCUCGUACAUAAACCUUUGCAUAAUGGAAUAUGGAAGAUAACCAGAGGGAUUACAUGGACAGUUGAGGAAAACGAUAAUUCUGUUGCUUGUACUGUGACUUACAUUGGUGGACAGACAUCAAAGACUGAAAUCAGUCUUAAUCCUAUAUGUCCCGUUGAUCAAGUCCAGAUUACUCCUGACUCAAACACAGAGUUUUUUGAGGGUGUGGAACAAGACAUUGUUUGCUCUGUUACAUACAUGUGUGCCAAAGACCGACCUUACAUUAUCUGGAAUGGUGAAGAUUUACCUGGCAGCAAAUCUCAAGUAACAAAGCAAGAAAAAAAACAGAUUGCUAGAUCCACAUUAAAGUUCACACCAACAGCUAGGGAUCAUGGCAAGACCAUUACCUGCCAAGCAGAUUUUAAAGGGAAUGUUCAAACAGUUAAAAUCACAUUAAGAAUAAAAAGGUCAAUGGGCUCACUUGACUGGAGUUUCACAAUGCCCAGCACAAUUUCUGGCAUUCGAGGUUCCUGUGUGGUUAUUCCAUGCAAUUAUGAAUUCAAAAAUGUCCAGCAAAGCACAACCAAUGUAAAAUGGUAUAAACUCUCCAAUACAGGUUACUCUCUGGUGUAUGGCCAACCAACACAAAAUAUCAUUCAACAGUUCCAAGGAAAGACAAGUUUAUUUGGCUCCUCAAAUGGCAAGAACUGUAGCUUGAAGAUCCAGCCGCUUGAAAUGUCACAUAGUCAGGAAAGGCUGUUUCCUUGGAUGGACCCAAAAUCUAUUGAAUCAUACCACAGCAAAAAUUUUAAUCAUGAAACUAUUGCCCUUGAGGUGACAGAUAUUGCACCGAUACCACAGGCAAAUCUUCUUGGUACUGCAAAAGUUGGUGAGCAAGUAACCUUGUCCUGCAGUGUGAUACACGCCUGUCCUCCAACACCCCCAAAGCUGAGCUUGAGUAUUUCACAUGGCACUCCAAAUUUAAUACACUCACACCUUUAUGAUGGGAAUUGGAAGGCAACCAUAGAGAUGACAUGGAUCCUUAAGGAAAGUGAUAAGUCUGUUACUUGCACAGUGAGUUACGCAGGUGGACAGACAUCGAAGACUGAAAUCAGUCUUAAUCCGUUGUGUGAAUUUUACAAACCGGUAAUAAGUCCAGCCCAAGAAGAGGUUAUGGAAGAAAUCGAAAAGACCUUUACUUGCACUGUGAACCACACAUGUCUAAAAGAAAAACCAAACAUAAUCUGGAACUACCAAAACAUGGCAGUUUCUCUUAAAACGCAUAAGGUUUCCUCCUACAUGUGGGAAACGGUUUCCACUUUAAAACUGAAAGCAUCAAGGGAUGACCAUGGGAAAACACUAACAUGUACAGCUCAAAAUUUAGAAGGAGAGACUUCAGAUCAUGUGACUUUAAAAGUAAAAAGGGGGAUGUUUUCUUUGGACUGGACAUUUUCAAUGCCAAGUAAGAUCAAAGGCCUUCGUGGAUCUUGCCUUGUCAUUCCCUGCAGCUUUGAAUUUAAAACAGAAAAACCUAGCAGUGUUCAGGUAAAAUGGUACCUAUUCUCCACAGCAUCAUACCCUUUAGUGUAUGACCCAGAUACUAGGAAUAUCAUCAACAAAUUCUUUGGCAAGGCAAGACUGUAUGGAUUGCCAAGUGAGAAAAACUGCAGUUUAGAAAUCACUCAACUUGAAAUGUCCCACAGUGGGGACAGACUGUAUCCUUGGAUGGAUCCAAAAUCAAUUGACACAUAUCACAUGGAAAAUUACUAUGACAAAUCUAUUGAACUCCAAGUCACAGAUCAAGCUGAUAAACCAAAACUAAGCAUUACUGGCAUACCAAGAGUGGGAGAGCAAGUCACAGUGUCCUGUAGUGUCCUGUAUACCUGUCCACCCAGUCCUCCAAGUCUUUCUGUGGGGAAAGCACUUGAGACUGAUAUUACUGUACACACUCCUGUACAUGAUGGCUUUUGGGAGAUCACCAAGGUUCACACAUUUAUAAUUAAGGAAGAAGAGCCAACCAAUACAUGUAAAGCCACAUUCCAUGGAGGACAAACAUCCGAAGCUCAAAUUGAUCUCAAAGCCAAGUGUACAUAUAAGGAUAUAACCAUUAACCCUGAUGUGGCUGAUGUUGUAGAGGGUGUUGGAAAGAAUUUCACUUGCACAGUUUUCCAUUCUUGUAAGGGUCAUCCUCCAGUUUUCACCUGGAACUACAAAGAUUUACCAGAGACUGUGGAGACUAAAAAAGGCCCUUCAUUAACCUGGGCCACCUACUCCAAUAUAUUAUAUAUAGCUUCACUGGAGGAUGAUGGCAAGAAAUUGACAUGUACUGCAACAUUUCCGGGUGGAGAGAUUACAUCUUCUAUUGUUUUACAGGUUCAAAAAUAUGUGCCCAAAGUGGUGGAUCCCUUUGAGAAUGACACUCUUCACAUUUUUGAGGCAAAUGUGGUACCCCUUUGACCAGCUCCUGUGUGGUGAUACCCUGUACUUUCCAAAUUGGUGACAUGCCUAUUAUGCGCCUUCGAGGUUUGUGGUACACCAGUAAUGGUGAAUAUGUUUACCACACCGGACAGUUUAAUGUUAUGGACAACUUUAAGGGCCGCACGCAGC
Messenger RNA from Tachysurus fulvidraco (yellow catfish), 4153 nucleotides. RefSeq lists its product as uncharacterized. The coding region runs from base 41 to 4003 and encodes 1320 amino acids. NCBI's taxonomy places the organism in Eukaryota, Metazoa, Chordata, Actinopteri, Siluriformes, Bagridae. The transcript has 15 exons. The record is from RefSeq and is a predicted model, not a curated record.